AUGCAACCCACAGCCAAUCGCCGCAUACCAGACGAAUUGUGGUUCUCUGUCUCCUUUUCACUCGUCUUUAUUGGCAGCAUCCUCGCAAUCGGUUACAUCUUCUGUCGCAUCAUCUGCAGUGAAUCAAUGGGUAACUGUCAAAUCAUUAAGUGUAUGUCCUACUGGCUCUUGCCGUACGGUCUAUUGAUUGUCAUCUUCGUUGUCUUCGCCGUCUCUGUGACGAGAUACGGGAGACCAAGAAAGCUCGUGGCCUACUUGGAGGGUGGCGGAUGGAUUGAGGAAUAA
Caenorhabditis remanei is the source of this 285-nucleotide messenger RNA. RefSeq lists its product as uncharacterized. The record is from RefSeq and is a predicted model, not a curated record. The transcript has a single exon. Bases 1 to 285 code for a protein of 94 amino acids. Lineage: Eukaryota; Metazoa; Nematoda; Chromadorea; Rhabditida; Rhabditidae.